CGCACUGCAUGGCGCGAAGCUAACAGAGGGUGACGCUGUUUACCCUGCGUUGGCCACGCAGCAGCUCACCUUUUCCACCGUGCUAACUUUCUCGGAGUUCGUUAUGUUCCCAGAACUCAAUCAUCUUCUCAACACCACUCCUGACAAAGCAGAGCAGGGGAAACUGACUCUCCUCUGUGAUGCCAAGACAGAUGGCAGUUUCCUUGUGCACCACUUUCUCUCUUUCUACCUCAAAGCUAACUGCAAAGUCUGCUUUGUGGCACUUGUCCAGUCCUUCAGUCACUACGGCAUCGUGGGACAGAAGCUGGGAGUCAGCCUGACUGCGGCUCGGGAGCGCGGGCAGCUCGUGUUCCUCGAGGCUCUCAAGACCUCUGUGGACAUCUUCUUCCAGCCCCCAGUGGAGCCUCACCCCCUGCAGUUUCUCAGGGAAGCCAGUGCAGGGAACCUGCAGCCGCUUUUUGAGUUCGUGCGGGAGGCUCUGAAGCCUGAGGACGGCGGGGAGGCGAAGUGGAGGCACCCGGUGCUGCUGGUAGACGACCUCAGCGUGCUGCUGAGCCUGGGCGUGGGGGCUGUGGCUGUGCUGGAUUUCAUCCACUACUGCAGGGCCACUGUGUGCACAGAGCUGAAGGGAAACGUGGUGGCCCUUGUGCACGACAGUGGAGACAGUGAGGAUGAGGAAAACGACCUCCUGCUGAGUGGCCUCAGCCAUCAGAGCCACCUGAUCCUGCGGGCGGAGGGCCUGGCCACCGGCUUCUGCAGGGAUGUGCAUGGGCAGCUCAGGGUCCUCUGGAGGAGGCCGUCUUGGCCUGCAGCCCAACGGGAUCGAAGCCUCACCUACCAGUACAAGAUACAGGACAAGACCGUGUCCUUCUUUGCCAAAGGCUUGUCCCCUGCUGUUCUGUGAUCAGAUUUGGGGGCUACUGAGGCUGCGUUGGACUCUUAGUGGAUGUGGACAAUACAGGGCCAAGCAGGAAUGGGCCUGUGCCUGGGCAGUAGCACUGCAGACUGGCCUGCGGCUCCAUGGUGACCGGCGAAUGGUAACACGGCGGUUUGCAUGCUUUGUGCCCUGGCCUGUGCCCUGUGCCCAGGAAUUGGGGGAGUCUGGCCCCUGCCCCUGCUGAGAGGGCCCGGCUGGCACGGCCUCCUUAUGCUUGAGCCCCUGCCUCCAGGAACCAGAGCAGGAGUGCGUGCCAGGCAGGAGGUUGCCUGCUUCAGGGCCCCAGGGCGGCCUCUCAGGUGCCUGAGGCUGGAAUAAAGUGAGUGCCUGCCGGGGUCGUCUUGCUUCUUCUUCCUCUCCUUCCUCAGGUGCAGUGAGAAAGCAGGCCUGGGGGGCGGGGUGGAGGCCCCUUGGGGGUGAACCACACUUCCGGUUCUGUGGUGCGCAGCCCUGGCUGUCCAGGGCUUGGUGUGGGUCAGGUCAGCCUGUGUGGGAUACAGCCGUGUGGCCUUGGGGAUAGGCAGGGAGGCUUGUGCUGCCAGCCAGGGUGCGGCCUCAGUGACUGCAGGGGCUGAGCCCUGGUCCCGGCACCUGGAGUGGACCUCUGGUUCCUCUGUGAACCUCAGUCACCACCACUGUGGGUGAUUUAAAACAGGUGCUUUGUUUCUGUGUGUAAUUAUGUCACAAUGAGGUAUAUCUUAAAAAUAAAUACAGUGAAAGGAUAGCAUUACUUUGUGGUGUACUAAGGAACUUUUAUAUCUGUUGAUUUUAGAUUUUUUUUUGUUUUUUUUUUUUUUUUUGAGACAGAGUUUCACUGUGUGAUUCAGGCUGCCCUUGAACUCACUAGGUAGUCCGGCCUGGUCUCGUACUUACAGUGAUCCUCCUGUGUGCUGGGUUCUGGCUUGGGAGUGGUUUUUCUUUGAUUUUAAGAUAGGAUCUCACUAUAUGUCUGGCGCUGAACUCCUGGGUUCACAUAACCCUCCUUCCUCAGUGGCUGGGACUACAGAAAUGAGAAAAGUACCCCAGUGCUAGCUUCACUUCAAGAUCCUGUUUUUUUGGUUUUUUUUGUACUGGAGGUUGAGCCCUGUGUCUUUGCAGUGAGAUACACUUCCAGCCUUUUUAUUUAUUUUGAAACAUGGUCUUGCCUAGUUGCUGUGUUGUCCAGGAUGGGCUUGAAUUUGGGAUUCUCCUAUCUCAGCCUCCAGAGUGCUAAGAUUACAUGUGGGCACUACCAUGCCCAGCUUUUUUUUUUUUCCCCAGCCUUUACUGUGAAAUCCUUAAUCCUUUUUUUCUUUGUUAGGGUAGUCAAGGUCAAGUGAAACUUUGAGGAUAAUUAAAUUGUUAUUGGCCUUUAUGAUUAAUUUUUUAUUGUAUCAAUUAUCUUUUUCUGAAAUAUUUUCUUUUACUGAAAAAACAUUUCUAAUCAUAUAUACAAUAAAAGGCUUAUUUUCA
Messenger RNA from Cavia porcellus (domestic guinea pig), 2389 nucleotides. It is a transcript of the gene Elp6, whose product is annotated as elongator acetyltransferase complex subunit 6. The record is from RefSeq and is a predicted model, not a curated record. The coding region runs from base 104 to 904 and encodes 266 amino acids. Gene Ontology annotation, cellular component: elongator holoenzyme complex. The transcript has 7 exons. Lineage: Eukaryota; Metazoa; Chordata; Mammalia; Rodentia; Caviidae. Gene Ontology annotation, biological process: tRNA wobble uridine modification.